UCACAUUAGAGCAGAGAACGUCAGAGGAGGAAAACAAGGGGCUGGACCCAGCCGGCUCGUUCGGGCUCAACCGAUUUUCUGGCUCAGCAAGACGGUCGGGAAAUGAGGGGACUCCUGCCAUUGUACCGGGCUGGCCGUCACGCGAGGCCAAUCGCUGCAAUAUUCGGUUCUCGCUGCGGCUUUUGCGGAACUAAUAGCAAGCCACAGCCAAACUUUGGCUUGUUGUUUGACAUUGAUGGCGUUCUCCUCCGUGGAAGAAUGCUGAUCCCUGCUGCCAAAAAAGCCUUUGAGAAGUUAGUGGACUCACAAGGACAGUUUGUAGUGCCGCUGGUGUUUGUUACAAAUGCUGGGAAUUGCCUCAGGCAAAAAAAAGCAGAUCAGCUCUCCCACAUCCUUGGCGUACCAAUCACUCAAGAUCAAGUCAUUAUGUCACACAGUCCACUGCGGAUGUUCAAGAAAUUCCAUGACAACUGUGUGCUGGUGUCAGGUCAAGGACCAGUUCUGGAAAUUGCCAAAAAUCUGGGCUUCAAUAACGUCAUCAGUAUUGACAUGCUGAGGGAAUCGUUCCCACUUCUGGACAUGGUGGACCACAACAGGAGACCCAAACUACCGUCCAAUCCUGUAGGUAACCUUCCCAAGGUUGAGGCCGUGGUUCUGUUCGGGGAGCCAAUUCGAUGGGAGACCAAUCUCCAGCUCAUCAUAGAUGUUUUGCUAACCAAUGGCAAUCUCAGUACCCUUCACCAAACCCAAAAUGUACCUCACCUGCCACUGUUAGCUUGCAACAUGGACCUGUUAUGGAUGGCCGAGGCACAGUCUCCAAGAUUUGGCCAUGGCACAUUUCUUGUGUGCUUAGAGAAUAUCUAUAAAAAGAUCACAGGUAAAGACCUCAAGUAUGAGGCCCUGAUGGGAAAACCAAGUGAGCUGACCUACCAUUUCGCUGAGUUCCUCAUCCGAGGUCAGGCCAUGCAGAGGCAGUGGAAACGUCCCAUCACAUCCCUCUAUGCUAUAGGGGAUAAUCUAAUGACUGACAUCUACGGCGCUAACUUGUACAACCGCUACCUGGACGUGAGAGUUGCCAGAAAAAGCCCCAAAGCCAUCGCCAAGAUGGCGGCCGCCACAGGCUCCACCGCCGCAGUGCCCGCGGAGGAUGACGUCGAUAACAUGUGGGAGAGCGAGCUAGCGUUGCCCGCUGCCACUUCCUGUAAAUCGGUCUUAGUCUGCACGGGCGUGUACAACCCCACAGCUGAGGUGCCAAAUGACGCGAGCCACUGCAUCAAAGAGACAGUUUUCCACGGCCACCGGGACUUUCGCUUCGACCCUGCUCUGGUGGAGCCGGGCCACAUUGUGCAAGAUGUGGCUGAAGCCGUCGAGCUCAUUUUUGAGAAAGAAAGGUUUGUGCCUCAAUAGAGAACGAGAUUAAGGGAGGGUAGACUCCCGCCCGUGUUUCACUGUGGACGUUGUUUAACCACCACCGAGGGUUUGAAACUCUCAGAAGUGGGCCGAAUAGGAAAAAAAAAAAAAUGCUUCUAUUGCAGUAAGCUGAUAUCUGGCUUUUGUGAUAGUUGCCUGGUUUUCUUUAAUGGAACUGCCUUGUUUUACUCUAUUCAAUAUUUUUUAGUCCACAUUGAUGUUGGCACUAAAAAACCUGAGAUCAUCGUAUAUUUGUUACAAGAGUUUACUGUUUUUAUCAAGCAUUGGACCAUUGUUGAGGCCACCUUUGAGCAUAGCACUACAAUUGUUUACAUGUUUUAACCCCUAAAAAUCUAUGCAUGAUCACCUGUACUGUAUGAACAAACUGUUGGCUGUGCAAUAUUGUCCCCGAGUAGUUUUGCAUUGUGCACACUUAGGAAAGAGACUUGACCAGUAUUUUUAUCUUUGUCUCAUGUUACCUGUUCAGUUACACGCGAACCCUACCUUUAACAUCAAAACUUCACUUUGUUAUCCAUAUUUGACCAUUUGUAAUGUUUUCUUCAUUGUAAAUAGAGUAACUCGAAAAAAUAUACGCAAUCAUUGCAAA
Messenger RNA from Syngnathus acus (greater pipefish), 2017 nucleotides. RefSeq names its product haloacid dehalogenase-like hydrolase domain-containing 5. The transcript is spliced from 8 exons. Lineage: Eukaryota; Metazoa; Chordata; Actinopteri; Syngnathiformes; Syngnathidae. Gene Ontology annotation, cellular component: mitochondrion. The record is from RefSeq and is a predicted model, not a curated record. Gene Ontology annotation, biological process: glycerophospholipid biosynthetic process. The coding region runs from base 103 to 1407 and encodes 434 amino acids.